This is a messenger RNA of Lotus japonicus, 1223 nucleotides long. Its product is annotated as NADH dehydrogenase [ubiquinone] iron-sulfur protein 8, mitochondrial. The transcript is spliced from 9 exons. Gene Ontology annotation, molecular function: 4 iron, 4 sulfur cluster binding; NADH dehydrogenase activity. Gene Ontology annotation, cellular component: membrane. Gene Ontology annotation, biological process: mitochondrial respiratory chain complex I assembly; mitochondrial electron transport, NADH to ubiquinone. Bases 157 to 843 code for a protein of 228 amino acids. The record is from RefSeq and is a predicted model, not a curated record. NCBI's taxonomy places the organism in Eukaryota, Viridiplantae, Streptophyta, Magnoliopsida, Fabales, Fabaceae.
CCCCUCAAAAAAAAAAAAAAAAACAAACCAAACACUUGUUUCCAUAAUCAGGUGUUUGGGAACUCCUUCUAAUCUCGAAUUUCCAUUCCCAUUUAUCAGGUUCCAAACCAGAAGACAACAGUACCUUCGGUUUGGCGUGGUUCCAAUUUUGCUGAAAUGGCUGCAUUUUUAGCUCGGAAAUCACUUCAAGCUCUUCGUACCCGCCAGCUGGCUGUGGCUGGUCAAGGACUGCAGAGCUCCCAGAAUUAUGGCAUGCGAUUAAGUGCACACUCCUACGCUACCAAACAUUCAUUCUCGAACGAUAAAGAUGACGAAGAAAGGGAGAAACUUGCAAGGGAAAUUUCAAAGGAUUGGAGUUCUGUGUUUGAACGUAGCAUCAACACACUUUUUCUCACUGAACUAGUUCGAGGUCUAAUGCUGACUCUGAAAUACUUCUUUGAACAAAAAGUUACUAUCAAUUAUCCAUUUGAGAAAGGCCCUUUGAGCCCUCGUUUCCGCGGUGAACAUGCACUCCGACGGUAUCCAACAGGAGAGGAACGUUGUAUUGCUUGCAAACUUUGUGAAGCUAUAUGUCCUGCUCAAGCAAUCACGAUUGAGGCUGAGGAGCGUGAAGAUGGCAGCCGCAGGACAACUCGGUAUGAUAUUGACAUGACCAAGUGCAUCUAUUGUGGAUUUUGUCAAGAGGCAUGCCCUGUUGAUGCUAUCGUUGAAGGACCGAACUUUGAAUUUGUUACAGAGACUCACGAGGAGCUUCUGUAUGACAAAGAGAAGCUGCUUGAAAAUGGGGACCGAUGGGAAACUGAAAUUGCUGAGAACCUGAGAUCUGAAAGCCUUUAUCGCUGAUAAUUCCCAUUGGUUUUUGCUUGUUCCGGCUUAUUGAGCACUGAUAAAUAAAAUGAUCAACGAAUGGUCUUCAUGUUUGUUACAUCAGUUAGUCUUUUUGGUUGUCAUUUAUGGCAAGUAGACGACGGUGAUGGCCCUUUCCCCACUUGAAAUCUUGAACAAGAUAUGGAAAUAAUAUACAAAUUCAAGAACUUGAUGUUCUUACUAGUUAGCCUUAAUUGAUUCUUGUAAGUGCUGGUGCAUGCAUUGCAGCAUGUAUUAUCUAAAUGCGUGAUUAUCGUGUUACUUCAUAAAUGACUUUGAGGCUUCCAUGAUUUCACCAGAGGCCUGUAUUUUUAUUUUCCUGAUGAAUAUAUAGACGUCUUCUAUAAUAGUAGAAA